Molecule: messenger RNA, 1164 nt
Organism: Trichoplax adhaerens
Lineage: Eukaryota; Metazoa; Placozoa; Uniplacotomia; Trichoplacea; Trichoplacidae
Exons: 1
Coding region: 1-1164 (387 amino acids)
Source: RefSeq, a predicted model, not a curated record
AUGGCAGUUUUAGUCGAUCGUGUGGAAAAUAGCUGCGGCAAGUUUUUUCGAAUCUUGAGAGAUUUAUCGACCAAAAUAAGUAAUACUCAGCGGUAUAAAAACCAAAUUAGGCUGUGGAAUUUUCUUUUCAUUUGUCUGGUUUUAACGGAUACAAUUAUCAACGGUAGAAUUCUUUCUCAAUCGACUCUUUUCAACAAUUUUCUUCAUCGAUUGGAAGAUACAAAUGGUCAUUUUUAUAAUACUUCACCAUGUAGCCAAUCUGGUCACUCUCGAUGUUGUGGCAUAUAUCGCAUUUCAAUUUUACUGCAUGAAUACGAAGGCGUAUACGUAACAUAUAUUUUUAUCUUUAGCAUUACCAUGAUUGUCAAUUUUUUCCUAUUUAUACGAUGCUCGGCAUUAAUCAUUUACACAUCGCAAUUGUACGAUUCCAAAGUCUUUCGAUUAGCAGCUUUAAUAUCAAUACCUCAACCAAUGUUAUUACAGUCAGUUCCACUGACUUGUUUAACUAUUGCUUUAAGACAUUUAGAAAAUAUGCCCAUGGGACUAAGAUGCCUCCAAUGCCGAGUUAAUUAUAUUAGUAAUAAUACUGUAUGCUCUAAUUUGUUAGCGGUCUAUGGCUUUGAUUUCGAUUUGCUAGCAAAGGUCGUACUUAUGCUAAUGAUUGGUUAUGCGACCUCGUUAAGACUACUUGGAUUUCAGCUGCAUUAUGAUGAAGGCGAUGUUAAUAGUAAUGAUCAGGGUAAUAGUGCUGCCAAAACGGUAGUAUUAUACAUCUUUGAAUCUCUUGGCUUAACCGCUAUCACUAGUGUGCCCGUUUGUAUCAUUGGCUGGACAUACCAUCAAUCGACAUCAAUCGAUCCAACUUUAUCUACUGGCUUAUAUGUACUAUUUAUUAUCCUGCCUAUAAUUGCUAGUCUCACAAUCGUUGCUACAGCUGCUGCGUUGGCAAUGAGGGAACAAAAAGCUUACAUAGCAGAAAACAAUCUCGACAUUAAUAAAGAGGAUGUUGCAUUUGCAUGUAAUACCUUGACAAUUUUCAUUUUAGAAGUGCUGAUGUUAAUUAUGGUAAUCAUAGGCCUAUAUACAUUUGUUCCGAUAUUGCUUGUCUUUGCUUUAUUUUAUCAAACAGUGUUAUACUUUACAUUACUAUUAAAAUUGGUUUAA